CGGGGCUCGCGCUGGCCGGCUGCAGCGCGCAGGGUGCCAAGCCCUCCCCUACGAAGUCUGUUUUGUCUCAGGCUGGGCUGAGUCACAUAGAAUAGAUAGAUAGUUGAUUUAGCACAUGUCCUCCAGAUCAUAUUAUCCGCCUACAAAUAUAGCCUGUUAGCGCACAGGCACGGGAGGCUUCUUCCGGCUCGGUCGUGCUGCUCAGCGGGUGUAAACAGCCUCUGCGGUGUAAACAGCCUCUGCGGUGUAAACAGCCGCGGCGGGCAGGCCAGGACUGUCAGUGCCCGCCCCUCGGGGCAGGUAAUUUCAUGCUCCCAAAAUGGGACACAAAGUGGUUGUCUUCGACAUUUCUGUCAUCAGAGCCUUGUGGGAAACUCGUGUCAAGAAGCACAAAGCUUGGCAGAAGAAGGAGGCGGAAAGGCUUGAGAAGAGUGCCUUGGAGAAGAUAAAGGAGGAGUGGAACUUUGUGGCCGAAUGCAGGAGGAAGGGCAUCCCCCAGGCUGUAUACUGCAAGAAUGGCUUCAUAGACACCAGCGUGCGGCUUCUGGACAAGACUGAAAGGAAUACUUUCACAAGGCAGAGUUCACUUCCCAAGGACAGAGGCAAACGGAGCAGUGCGUUUGUGUUUGAACUUUCUGGGGAGCACUGGACGGAGCUCCCAGAUUCAUUGAAGGAGCAGACACACCUGAGAGAAUGGCACAUAAGCAAUACCCUGAUUCAAAUCAUUCCUACAUAUAUUGAGUUAUUUCAAGCGAUGAGAAUUCUGGAUCUGCCAAAAAACCAAAUCUCACAUCUUCCAGCAGAAAUCGGUUGUUUGAAGAACCUGAAAGAACUCAAUGUGAGUUUCAACCAUCUGAAGAGCAUUCCUCCAGAAUUGGGAGAUUGUGAAAAUCUAGAGAGACUGGAUUGUUCUGGAAAUCUAGAAUUAAUGGAGCUGCCCUUUGAAUUAAGUAAUUUGAAGCAAGUUACAUUUGUGGAUAUCUCAGCAAACAAGUUUUCCAGUGUCCCGAUCUGUGUUCUGCGGAUGUCGAAUUUGCAGUGGUUGGAUAUCAGCAACAAUAACCUGACAGACCUGCCGCAAGAUAUAGACAGGCUAGAGGAGCUGCAGAGCUUUCUCUUGUAUAAAAACAAGUUGACCUACCUUCCCUACUGCAUGCUGAACAUGAAGAAGCUCACUCUGUUAGUCGUCAGUGGGGACCAUUUGGUGGAGCUCCCAACUGCCCUUUGUGACUCGUCCACACCUUUAAAAUUUGUAAGCCUUAUGGACAAUCCUAUUGAUAAUGCCCAAUGUGAAGAUGGCAAUGAAAUAAUGGAAAGUGAACGGGAUCGCCAACAUUUUGAUAAAGAAGUUAUAAAAGCCUAUAUUGAAGACCUUAAAGAAAGAGAAUCUGUUCCCAGCUAUACCACCAAAGUAUCUUUUAGCCUUCAACUUUGAUAUCCAUCAGAAGACUGCAAAUCUCACUAUUUUCUGGAGCUAUAUAUAAAUCUUUGUUAUGAUCAUGUCAUAUAGGAAGAAUGGCUUGUGCUUGAGGACAAAGUCUAGAAACCACUAUCAUAGUUGCUAAGAAAAAUGGUUUUCAAAUGUCAAAUACAUGAAUAUCUCCCUCCAUGGACUGCAGAAUUGAAAAAUUGGUUUAUAUAUUGAUAUUUCCAGGUUCAUUUGCAUAUACUUGUUUCCAAAUAAUGCACAUUUAAUAUGUUUUAAAAUGUCUUAUUUUUAAGAAUUAUAACUAAAAGACCAAAUACUGAAAUUAAGUGCAUUGUUUUCAGGAAUCAAAAGAUAAAGGGGCCGGGUGUGGUGGCUCACGCCUGUAAUCCCAGCACUUUGGGAGGCCAAAGUGGGUGGAUCACCUGAGGUCAGGAGUUCAAGGCUAGUUUGGCCAACAUGGCGAAAUCGCAUCUCCACUAAAAAUACAAAAAAUUAGCUGGGCAUGGUGGCAGGUGCCUGUAAUCCUAGCUACUCAGGAGGCUGAGGCAGGAGAAUCACUUGAACCUGGGAGGCGGAGGUUGCAGUGAGCUGAGAUCAUGCCACUGCACUCCAGCCUGGGUGACAGAGCCAGACUCUGUCUCAAAAAAAAAAAAAAAAAAGAUAAAGGGAUUGUGAAAAGAGCAUUUAUAUUGGACUAAUCAGAUGAGAGUAUUUUGUUAUUUUGAAAAAGUUUAUUUCUUUUACUGAGAAUAAUCUUCCUUGAGUUUAUAUAAACUGCUAUUUCCAUAUGUUUUAAGUUAUAUUUUGGCAAGUGUAGACUUCCAGGAGAGACUUGUAGGUACAACCUAGGCCUUGAAGAAAGAAAGGCUGGAAUAUCUGCCCAUGCUUUGGGCACGAGAUGCUCAGAUGGUGCGUGGGUAGCUCUAGUUGAGGAAGUGUGGGCCUGGCUGUUCAUGGGAAGUCUUCAGUGGCCUUCAUGGAUGGCCAUCCUGUCCUGAGUGGUCACCUUGGGUUCCUGGGACACACCUCAGUGAAGAGCAAAGGCAAUGCCCUCAGGGUCCCUUCCUCCAAGAUGGCCAUGUAGGGUAAUGGAGAUGACCAGUCCACACUGAUAAGGAGUUCCUAGCAAGGCUUCCUUGUGGGUACCACAGGACAACUCUGCCCAUAGCAAAGAUGCUUCAGUCCAGAGGGAGCCCAUGGGCUGUUUGAAUUUGGGAGAGGUGGGAUUCAUUACAGGACUUUGGGCUCUUAUGUCACAUCACAUGAUUUGGAGAAAUUAGACACAAUCUCUUAUUUUUAUACCACUGUCUUGGGCUAAAAUAAACAGGUUGUGGCUGAUGGUGCUGAAGAUAAAUAAGCUUAAACAAAUAACUCUGGCCGGGCACAGUGGCUCACACCUAUAAUCCCAGCACUAUGGGAGGCCGAGGCAAGCAGGUUGUUUGAGCCCAGGAGUUUGAGAACAGGAUUUUGAGAACAGCUUGGGCAUCAUGGGGAAACCCCAUCUCCACAAAAAAUUCAAAAAAUUAGCCAGGUGUGGUGGCACGUGCCUGUGGUCCUAGCUAGUCAGGAAGCUGAGGUGGGAAAAUCACUUGAGCCCGGGAGGUCGAGGCUGCAGUGUGCUGUGAUUGUGACACUGCCCUCCAGCCUGGGUGACAGAGUGAGACCCUGUCUCAAAAGGAAAACAAACAGCAAUAACAAUAUUAUUAUUGUUAUAACGAAAAAAACCAAGCAGCUUUUGUGACUAAGAAGGAAAAUAUGCAUAUAGUGGCAUAUUUUUAUAUGAAUCGUCUCCUCUGUGGUUCUGCCCAGUACCAUCCAGUGGAACUUCCUGCAGUGACGGAAAUGUUCUGUAUUUGCGUUGUCCAACGUGGUAAACAAGACACAUGUGAUUCUUGAGCACCUGAACAAUGACUGAUGUGAUUGAAGAACCCAUCUUUCAAUUCAAUUAAAUUUAAAUAGCCACAUUUAACUCCAACCUUGGGUUUGACCUGAUGGAAAAUUCCCAUGAGAGAGUGCUCCAAACCGUUCCAAGGUGGGGCCAGUUGUGAUUCUAAAGGAAGAAGCACUAAAUGGCAGGGUGAUCAGUUCAAAGCAUUUAUGAGGGGAGCUUACAUACAGCGUGGGCUGCAGCGUCCUUGUGAUGGGCAGUGAGACAAGGGAUGUUCUAUCUGGGCAUGUCCCCAGCGAGGGGGUCGGGCAAUGGAGUUCACAUGAGGAUGUAAGGAAUUUGGGUGGGGGCUGGGCUGGCUUCUACAUGUUUAGCAACACGGUUGAUCUUUCAGUGUUUCCAGCAACAACCUAAACACCUUUAUCAGUGCCUAGGAAUGUUCAAGGCCCAGGCUGGGGUUCAGACCUGCAGAGGAAAACAUCAGCUGGCUGGGUCAAGGCACCAUGUGUUUCUUGGUCAGGACAGAGACAAAAAUGAGGAAAACUAGGGGACCCCACACACAUGUGGCUACCAUACUCCUGAACAGGUCUAGCCAGUUUUUUGUUUUUUGGAAGUUAAUCUGGGGUAGAAAUGUAUGGUGAUUUUUAUUUUCUCUGUCUGAAGAACCAGCCAUUUUUAAAAAGGUUAUUAUUGACAUCCCAAUAUUUUGUCUUGAUGGGCUUACUCAUAAGUCCAAACAUUUUAUUCUCAACAGGUGUAAAACAGGCAGAGCGUUCUAAAACCGCAUGGUAGUGCUUUGGUGGAAGACUGCUUCCACUUAGAAACAAACUCUGAGAAGAAGGCUAAGAGAAGACAAGAGGGCCGGGUGCGGUGACUCACGCCUGUAAUCCCAGCACUUUGGGAGGCUGAGAUGGGCGAAUCACGAGGUCAGGAGUUGGAGACCAGCCUAAACAACAUGGUGAAACCCUGUCUCUAUUAAAAAUACAAAAAAUUAGCCAGGCAUGGUGGCGGGCACCCGUAAUCCCAGCUACUCGGGAGGCUGAGGCAGGAGAAUCACUUGAACCCAGGAGGCAGAGGUUGCAGUAAGCUGAGAUCCCACCAUUGCACUCCAGCCUGGGCAACAGAGUGAGACUCCAUCUCAAAAAAAAGAGAGAGAUGAAAAGAGUAGGAAAAUGAGAAAUCACCUUUGCUGAAUCUUAAAUAUACAUUUUUUUCUUUUUAACACUAAAAAUACAAUUCAAAUUUAUUAGCUGUACUAUUUGGAUGGUUUUGGAAUUUUAUGUCAUGCUAAGGUGUGGGGAAAAGCAAGAGAGAUCAGAUUGUUAUUAUGUCUGUGUAGAAAGAAGUAGACAUAAGAGACUCCAUUUUGUUCUGUACUAAGAAAAAUUCUUCUGCCUCGAGAUGCUGUUAAUCUGUGACCUUACCCCCAACCCCGUGCUCUCUGAAACAUGUGCUGUGUCAAACUCAGGGUUAAAUGGAUUAAGGUUUGUGCAAGAUGUGCUUUGUUAAACAAAUGCUUGAAGGCAGCAUGCUCCUUAAGAGUCAUCACCACUCCCUAAUCUCAAGUACCCAGGGACACAAAAACUGCGGAAGGCCGCAGGGACCUCUGCCUAGGAAAGCCAGGUAUUGUCCAAGGUUUCUCCCCAUGUGAUAGUCUGAAAUAUGGCCUCGUGGGAAGGGAAAGACCUGACCGUCCCCCAGCCCGACACCCAUAAAGGGUCUGUGCUGAGGAGGAUUAGUAUAAGAGGAAGGCACGCCUCUUGCAGUUGAGACAAGAGGAAGGCAUCUGUCUCCUGCCCGUCCCUGGGCAAUGGAAUGUCUCGGUAUAAAACCCGAUUAAGGAAAAACCACCUUAGGGCUGGAGGUGAGACAUGCGGGCAGCAAUACUGCUUAGCAAAGCAUUGAGAUGUUUAUGUGUAUGCAUAUCUAAAGCACAGCACUUGAUUCUUUACCUUGUCUAUGAUGCAAAGACCUUUGUUCACGUGUUUGUCUGCUGACCCUCUCCCCACUAUUGUCUUGUGACCAUGACAGAUCCCCCUCUCUGAGAAACACUGACAAAUAAUCAAUAAAUACUAAGGGAACUCAGAAGCCAGGGGGAUCCUCCAUAUGCUGAACGCUGGUCCCCUAGGUCCCCUUAUUUCUUUCUCUAUACUUUGUCUCUGUGUCUUUUUCUUUUCCAAGUCUCUCGUUCCACCUAACGAGAAACACCCACAGGUGUGGAGGGGCGACCCACCCCCUUCACUAAGGUAUGUGUUACAUAUGGCCAAGUGGAAAAUAUAUCUGAAGAGGGGCUUUCACCCAAAUAGACUUCAUAAUUUAUGUAAAUUUUAUUUUAAUAAAACCAGUUUUUUGUUUAAAAACCUUGUUUCACAUAUGAAAAAAAUACUGCAUUGAUAUAUAAUUAUUUCAUGUUAUGUAAUAACCCAAAACAAAUAUAUUACUCGAAUAUGUUUGUAGAGAUGCUAUUUAUUCAUAUAAACGCACAGAAAGAUUCCAAAGGAAAAUAUAUAUCUUGUGAAAAUAUAGAGAUUUGAAAAUUUGACAUGAUGCAAAUAGACUGAUACAUAAGUUGGAAAGGUUAUUUACAUGGCAGAAUACAUGUAUGAAUAUUAAAGUAAUUGAA
Messenger RNA from Pongo pygmaeus (Bornean orangutan), 5940 nucleotides. It is a transcript of the gene LRRC2, whose product is annotated as leucine rich repeat containing 2. Gene Ontology annotation, cellular component: cytoplasm. Gene Ontology annotation, molecular function: protein binding. The record is from RefSeq and is a predicted model, not a curated record. NCBI's taxonomy places the organism in Eukaryota, Metazoa, Chordata, Mammalia, Primates, Hominidae. The transcript has 9 exons. Bases 320 to 1435 code for a protein of 371 amino acids.